AGCCGCCCCGUGGAGUAUAAGAAGAGAGCCAGAUACAUCGCGGAAGUGGAAACGGUCUGGUCUCUCGGCAGUUUACUGUACAGGAUGCUUGUGGGACGUGAGCCUUACUGGGAUGAAGAUGGAAAGGCCACUGAGACGCUCAUCUUUGAGUACACUGCACGCAAAGCUCCACCCACCCAAAAGGAGAAGCAUUUGUUUAAACCGACAAGUUAAAGGUCUGAUGAGGAAGAAACAGACGACAACGAACCUGGAUGAAAGGUUUAGUUUAUCCGGAGAAUGCCAGGAUUUAUUAAGCCGCUGCUUGAAUCUCAGUGAAGUCCACAGAGCGACUCUUCAGCAGAUUCUGGAACAUGAGUGGUUUCAAGUUCAACUUGAGCCCAAACCGCCGUGUCCAUUACCUCAACACAAAGCCCUUCCCACACCUCAUGGAUUUACUGGACAGUAUGAAAAAGGAGAGUCACUAAAGUUUGGCAGAAUGUGGAGCUGUACUAGGAAAGUUGAUGGCCAGAACUUCAUCAUGAAACAUUCUGAACACUCAGGUUUCGACCCACGUGUUUUCUUGGCUGAUUAUAACAGGUGCAUGGAUACUGAAGUGGGUCUAAAUGUGGUGAUGAAACGGAUUCCGAGUAGCCACGGCGUUUUACUGAUGGAGAGCGCCGUUAAAGACACAUUAGGAGGACACAUCUUGGUUUUUAGACACCCGGGUCCCUGCAAGUCCUUAAAAAAGUUCCUUAAAUGCAAGGGAGGUCGUGUGAGUGAACACAUGGCCCGUGAAUUCAUGGUUCAAGCAGCGAUGGCAGUGAAAGACUGCAUUGACCGGGGCGUGUAUCAUGAGGACAUCACUUUGGGCAACUUCCUGGUGAACACGGAGACGCGGCAGCUGCUGUUACAUAACUUCAGCAAAGGGCAGCUCGUCGACACCGAAUACGACAGCAGCCUGUACAGAGGUAAAGCCCUCCCUGUGGAAUUCAAGAAGAGAGAGAGAUAUUUGGCAGAAGCGUCAGUCGUCAGUGCUCUCGGCUGUAUGCUGUACACCAUGGUGAACGGAGGUCGACCCCGUGUGACUAAGCGUGGUUGUGGAACAGAUAAGCUGACUUUUCGUAGCAGUUUAUCCACAGAAUGCCAGGAUUUAAUCAUCCGCUGCUUGAAUCAGAAAGUCAUCCACAGGGCAACAAUACAGGAGCUUUUGGAGCACGAAUGGUUUCAGGUCGACCUGCCGGAUCACAGAGAAGAGUCAGGGUUUUUUGUUCAACUUCGUAAAUGGCAAGGACGAAUGAUGUGAAGAUAAAGAUGCGCUGAUGAAGCCGCCCUCAUAUGCCCUGCGGUGGAAAAAGCAACCAUUUACGUACCGGCUGGCAUGGAUCGGCACGGAGUGGAACGAUUUAGCAACGAGAACGAUUCGGCGUGAUGAUGGAAAAGCGCUCAAAGUGGUGAUGUACACUGUUUACGUCAUUCUGUACUACACUUUUGUACGCAGAAUAACAUUUCUCUCUUGUGAGUGAACUGAACUGUGAAUUAUAUCACCGAGUGAACCCCUAUUGAUGGAACAGUGAACGAACUUGUGGCAAAAGGAUUCAUAUGCCUUCACUCGAAGUUGUGAACUUUUUAACUUGUGAAUCUUCGCAUGGAAAGAGGACGACUAUUCUUCUUCUCCCUUGGAUUUUGAAUCGGUGCUUUGUUAUCUAGCAAAAAUAAAUAAAAGCUGAAGAGUUUAAAAUGGGUGAAAGAAACAAACUUAGUUUUUUUCUGUCAAUGUUUCACGUUCAUUUAUGCUUGAACAAACUACUGCCAGUAAUACUGUAAUAUCUACAGAAAUGUUUAACAGUAUAGGUCUGUGUGAGUUUUAUUCAUUUAUUUAAGAGACGUUAGUCAGUCAUAAUUUUAUCAGCCAGUAAUGGCUCGGGACUGAUUGGGACUGACUAACGUAGCAAAAAUGUGUCGUCUUGCUUUUUCUUUGUGUGAUUUCCAGUAGCUGUGAAUUUAGCUUUGUUUGAAUUCUUUCUAAAAGGUUGAUUGAGGUGCUGGUGACUGAUGUUCCUCCAGCACUGGCAGGUGCAGUGGCACCAAUGCCUUCCACCGGCAUGACCCCACAACCACCAGCUGUGGCAGAGACUGAGGAGACCGAG
Molecule: messenger RNA, 2126 nt
Organism: Triplophysa rosa
Lineage: Eukaryota; Metazoa; Chordata; Actinopteri; Cypriniformes; Nemacheilidae
Product: serine/threonine-protein kinase pim-3-like
Exons: 9
Coding region: 113-1282 (389 amino acids)
Biological process (GO): regulation of mitotic cell cycle; negative regulation of apoptotic process; protein autophosphorylation
Cellular component (GO): cytoplasm
Molecular function (GO): protein serine/threonine kinase activity; ATP binding
Source: RefSeq, a predicted model, not a curated record